This is a messenger RNA of Striga hermonthica, 1821 nucleotides long. The record is from the annotation of a GenBank genome assembly. NCBI's taxonomy places the organism in Eukaryota, Viridiplantae, Streptophyta, Magnoliopsida, Lamiales, Orobanchaceae.
AUGGCAGAUCCGCCACAAGUCCGCCGAGAGCUAGUGUUUGAGUUUUCAAUUCUCCCUGUUACUUGGUUCGGAAAAACGCUUGAAGAAGAAGAAGAAGAAGCUAAGGAAUUGAACUCACUUAAGCGGCCCGAUAAGUCUGUUACUACCGAAGAUGUCUCGGAGCUGAAUCCGGUGGACGGUUAUUUCUUGAGAUAUAAAUGGUAUCGUGUGCAGAGUGAUAAAAAAGUUGCAGUUUGUAGCAUUCACCCGACCGAGCAGGCCUCCUUGCAGUGCCUCUUAUGCAUCAAGGCGAAAAUACCCGUUGGCAAGAGCUACCACUGUUCCUCUAAAUGUUUCGCCGACGCAUGGCCCCAUCACCGUGCCCUCCACGAACGUGCAGCCAGCACCGUCAGCGAAAAUGGCAACGAGGAGGACGAGAUUUCCAGCAGCGUAAGCCUGCCAACCUCUCAGUCAAACCCCAACCUGGCGAAUGGCGGUGCCGCCCUCUACCCAGCUGCGGUUGCUCAGAGGAACGGCGGUGAGACGUGGUUUGAGGUCGGAUACCAAAAGAUGUACACGCCGACUGCUGAUGAUGUUGGCCACGUACUCAAGUUUGAGUGUGUCGUGGUGGAUGCCGAGACGAAGUUGGCCGUGGCGCCGACCAACACACUGCUGACCUCCCGCGUGAUCCCUGCUCCCUCGCCCAGCCCCCGACGGUUGAUUCCACUGAGUGGGAUUGACAUGCCUGGGAGUUUGGGUAUGGACGGCCGGAUUAUGUCGGUUGGUACAUUUACAGUGCUCUCGUACAAUAUCCUGUCGGAUAAGUAUGCAACGAGUGAAUCGUACAGCUACUGCCCGACUUGGGCUCUUUCUUGGAACUACCGUAGGCAGAACCUCCUACGGGAAAUAAUUGGUUAUCAUGCUGACAUCGUAUGUCUUCAAGAGGUUCAAAGUGAUCAUUUUGAGGAAUUCUUUGCUCCUGAGCUGGAUAAACAUGGGUAUCAAGCUUGUUUCAAAAGGAAAACAGCAGAGGUUUUUGUUGCGUCCAUCAGCAGUGUUGAUGGUUGUGCUACUUUCUUCCGUCGUGAUAGAUUCUCUCAUGUCAAAAAAUAUGAGGUUGAGUUCAAUAAAGCAGCACACUCUCUGACUGAUGCUUUGGUUCCUAGCGCACAAAAGAGAAAUGCUCUAAAUCGGUUGGUCAAGGAUAAUGUUGCAUUGAUUUUAGUACUUGAGGCCAAGUUUGGUAGCCAAAGUAUUGAUAACCCUGGGAAGCGCCAGCUUGUCUGUGUGGCAAAUACACAUGUAAAUGUGCCUCCAGAGUUGAAAGAUGUCAAGCUUUGGCAGGUCCAUACAUUACUGAAAGGUCUAGAAAAAAUUGCUGCAAGUGCAGACAUCCCAAUGUUGGUCUGUGGCGAUUUCAGUUCAGUACCUGGAAGUGCUCCUCAUACCCUCCUUGCUAUGGGAAAAGUUGAUCCAAUUCAUCCUGACUUGACCGUGGACCCCCUUGGAAUCCUUCGCCCCACUGCUAAAUUAACCCAUCAGUUGCCAUUGGUAAGUGCUUACUCAUCUUUGGCGAGAGGUGGGGUUGGUUAUGGCCUAGAGCAGAGGAGGAGAAUGGAUCCUGCUACAAACGAGCCUCUGUUCACAAACUGCACUAGAGAUUUUAUCGGUACCCAUGAUUAUAUAUUUUAUUCAGCCGAUUCGUUAACAGUGGAGUCCCUGUUAGAACUAUUGGAUGAGGAUAGCUUGCGUAAAGACACAGCUCUUCCUUCUCCCGAAUGGUCUUCUGAUCACAUUGCACUCUUAGCCGAAUUCCGCUGUAUGCCCCGAGCUAGACGCUGA